Messenger RNA from Rubroshorea leprosula, 2752 nucleotides. NCBI's taxonomy places the organism in Eukaryota, Viridiplantae, Streptophyta, Magnoliopsida, Malvales, Dipterocarpaceae. The record is from the annotation of a GenBank genome assembly.
GCAACACACUCCACUCUUUUCGAGCUUUAAAGUUAGGGAGAAGAAUUUAGAAAGUGGGGGGGGCUGGGACGCAGGUGGGGUGUUUUUAUACCGGAACCAGAUCCGGGACAAGCUGGGUUGGUGGCUGGAAGGGGGGAGAGACCCGGGAAGAAGAGUCCCUUGAGCACAUGUUUAUUUGGCAUUAAUGGGUUGUGUGAGUUCGAAGCAGGCGGUAUCGGUGACGCCUGCUUUCGACCACUCAGGGGGAUUACGGGAUAAUGCGGGUACGGGGAACAAUUCCGGUCGGUCCCGGUUUGGGUUUUCGGAUGCUGAGAAGAAGAGGAAUGGGAGUAGGAAGAAAAAGAGCAGUAGUAAGACCGCAAGCGACAUCGGUGUGGGGCUGAGUGGGAGCGAGUUGGGUGAGUCUGGACGGGGUAGUUCGAGGUCCGACUCCCUGAGCUUGAGACUUGGGAAUUUGUCCAAGUACAUUGAAGCCGAGCAAGUCGCUGCUGGCUGGCCCGCCUGGCUCAGCGCUGUCGCCGGUGAGGCCAUCCAUGGCUGGGUCCCCCUCCGAGCUGAUGGUUUCGAGAAGCUUGAGAAGAUAGGGCAGGGUACAUAUAGUAGUGUAUUUCGUGCUCGAGACCUUGAAAGUGGGAGGAUAGUUGCUCUGAAGAAGGUGCGGUUUGACAAUUUUGAGCCUGAGAGUGUUCGAUUUAUGGCAAGAGAGAUACUGAUUCUUCGCCGGCUUAACCAUCCUAACAUCAUAAAAUUGGAUGGUAUAAUUACUUCAAGAUUGUCAUGCAGCUUAUUCCUUGUGUUUGAGUAUAUGGAGCAUGACGUCACUGGUCUUUUAUCUUCUCCUGACAUCAAGUUCACUGAGCCACAGAUUAAAUGCUACAUGAAGCAGUUGUUAUCGGGAAUUGAUCACUGUCACUCACGGGGUGUAAUGCACCGAGAUAUUAAAGGAUCAAAUCUUCUCAUAAAUAAUGAAGGAAUCCUAAAGGUUGCUGAUUUUGGGUUGGCAAACUUCUGUAGUUAUGGGCAAAGGCAACCCCUAACAAGUCGUGUGGUAACAUUAUGGUACCGUCCUCCAGAACUUCUUCUAGGUUCUACAGAUUAUGGACCCGCUGUGGAUGUGUGGAGUGUUGGGUGUGUAUUUGCUGAAAUUCUUCUUGGAAGACCUAUACUUCAAGGGAGAACAGAGGUUGAGCAACUACAUAAAAUUUUCAAACUUUGUGGGUCCCCACCAGAAGAUUACUGGAAAAAAUCCAAACUUCCCCACGCAACUUUAUUCAAACCACAGCAACGCUAUGAUAGUUGUCUUCGGGAGACUUUUAAAGAUUUGCCAGCAUCAGCUGUGAACUUGAUAGAGACUUUGCUUUCAGUAGAGCCAGACAAGCGUGGCACUGCCUCCUCUGCUCUUGUAUCAGAGUAUUUUGCAACAAAACCUUAUGCAUGUGAUCCAUCAAGCUUGCCAAGUUAUCCACCUAGUAAAGAGAUUGAUGCAAAGUAUCAUGAAGAGGCAAAGAGGAAAAAGACCAGUGGUAGAGUUCGUGGGCCUGAAAUAAGGAAGCCAAUAAGAAAACCACAAGUAACAACCAAACUGGCACCAAUUGAGGAUGCAGUAGCUCAAUUUCAAAGUGAUAAAAAAAUCAGUGGCAAUGAUGUCUAUAACGUUAAACAAGGAAGUGCUACAUUCAAUGAUAGGGUGUCAAAACCACCAUCUGAUGCACUAGAGGAUGGUGGCCAUGUUAAGCAUGCUUCACAAGGAGAUAUUCCCUUCUCAGGACCAUUACAAGUAUCCAUGUCAAGUGGCUUUGCUUGGGCAAAAAGACGAAAAGAUGAAGUAUGCACAAAAUCCCACACCAGGUCAAUAUCAAGAGGUAAUAUUCAUAAUGCAUUAGAGCCAUCUGCUUUAAUGCAUGACAGAAAUAAUUUUGAUUCUAAGAAGUGUGAGAAUGUGGAUGUUAAACAUGGAGGCCGCACCGAUUCUAGAGAGCAUGAUCAAUAUGAAGUUUCCAAGCAUUCUAUACAGAAACAAUGGAGCCAGUUUGAUCGUCCAGAUUCCUUUGAUGCUUCUGAUGAAUACCACUCACAGGAACUAUCAUUGGCACUUUAUCAAAGAGAGGCAAUGGCAACCAAGAGAAGUAAUUUGGAUUUCCAAGAUGAAGGGGAUAAAGUUGAAUUUUCUGGACCACUGUUGUCUCAGUCACAUAGGAUUGAUGAACUCUUACAAAAACAUGAGCGACAGAUCCGCCAGGCAAUUCGAAAGUCCUGGAUCCAAAGAGGUAGAAAAAAUGGGAAGUAAUUUUUGAAAAGUUCCUGGUUUAGUCUAGUGAGAAGAACAGAAUCCUCUGACAGGAGAUGGAUUGAGAAAAUUCUAGGCCUCUGUGAUAAGCCUUGCUAUGGCUCUGACCUAUGAUGCUCAGAAAUCUCCUGCAGAAGAUUACUGACAAACAAAACUGAGAAAUUACAGUAUGCUGGGGCUGCUGCAUGUUCCAGUCCUGAAAGCUAUGAAGAAAAGAAAAAGAGUGUUGAGGAUGACAAUGCACCAUGUUUCUUCUAAGACCAAUGAACAUCUGCUUUAUGUUUGGCUCCGUGUUCCCCCUCUUGAAUUCUCUCCUCAAAUCCGCUUUCUACUUUUUGCUUUGAUUUUUCAGUGUCACCUCUACUUCACAAUGUAUGGCCCGAUACAAGUUUUAUAGUCAGAUGGCAAUUGAUUGUGAGAAUUGUAGUGUAUAUGUUUUAUGGUUAAUAUAUAUAAGGCUUGUUU